This is a messenger RNA of Neurospora crassa OR74A, 463 nucleotides long. RefSeq lists its product as hypothetical. Bases 1 to 300 code for a protein of 99 amino acids. Lineage: Eukaryota; Fungi; Ascomycota; Sordariomycetes; Sordariales; Sordariaceae. The record is from RefSeq and is a predicted model, not a curated record. The transcript has a single exon.
AUGGAUGCACACACAACCUUAUUCACGCACGAGUUCAAGACCCUUCUGAUGAGCAGCAACGUCGACCGUCUGGCACACGCCCUCAGCAAGCUCAACCGCCCGACCGAGACCGAGACCGAGAUCGACAGCGAGUCACGCAUUCGUUCACCAAACACAACGGACACCUCCUCCCCCCCUGGGUGGGAUCGCCAAUGCAACCACUCGUGGUGCUCAAGUCAGGGUUCGGUAGAGGUGAAGAGGGUGGUUGAUUUGAAAAGGAAGAGGAAAACUAGUAAGCCCAAGGCCCGGAAAGCCAACUAAAUACCCCGCCAAUACCUAAGACACCAUUGCACCUUCCACUUUGCAACUAAAAUACCCAAUAGAAAGCCAAAGUCCUAUCUGCAUCCAGUGAAGCCCGCUUUGGCUUUCCUGUAACAUACAAACGAACAAACCAGGGCUGAGUAGUAUAUUUCUAGAAGGACGA